GAGUGUUGGAGUGGACAUGAUUGAAUUUAGAGGGCGCGUUCACACAACGUCAGAGUUGCCUAUGCUUUAGCUGAAAAGAGGCGGAACUACGUCAGGCGAGUCGCUGCUUGAUGAUGUAAUUGUGCUGCGCCGAAAUAACAGCGUGACUUUGACAGCGUGGUAAUUAAGGACAUUUGAAGGGACCUCCGUACAAUGCAUCACUAGCCAGAAAGAAAUUCCAAAUUCUCCAGUUUUGUGCUUAAUAAAUCUCAAUUUGCCACAUCCAUGGCUGCAAUGGGCAAGGGCUUGCUAGCUCUAAACACUACUUUCAGAUUUAUACAUCACAGUGUUUAUAGAAGCUUUCUUCCAGCUGCUUGCAGUUUACAUACAUCUGCAGGCCUGGAGAAUUCCAACAGAACCUCCAUAGUGCGCUGUGGUAGACAGACCUAUAGUAGGACCUAUCCAGUGUUACUGGUUCAAACUGACGGCUCUACCAUACAGAUCCAGUACAAGGAGCCACGCAGGAUCCUAACUAUGCCAAUUGAUAUCACCACGCUAUCUGAAGAAGAUAGGAGAGCCAGGCUGCGCAAGCGAGACCAGAGCAAGAAGGUCAAAGCUAAACGAGCUGAGGAAGAAUAUGUUGAUGAAUUUAAUGUAGACGACUAUAAAAAAUUUUGGAAGAAAAAAUGAUUCUCUGUACUUAAACAAAAAAACAAAACAAAGCAAAACACUGUACAUAAGGGUAAAGGGGCAAAUAAACUAUUUCAUUAUUAAUAAAUACGUUUGGCGGUUC
Molecule: messenger RNA, 772 nt
Organism: Bombina bombina (fire-bellied toad)
Lineage: Eukaryota; Metazoa; Chordata; Amphibia; Anura; Bombinatoridae
Gene: MRPL55
Product: mitochondrial ribosomal protein L55
Exons: 4
Coding region: 265-669 (134 amino acids)
Biological process (GO): translation
Cellular component (GO): mitochondrial large ribosomal subunit
Molecular function (GO): structural constituent of ribosome
Source: RefSeq, a predicted model, not a curated record